This is a messenger RNA of Alternaria rosae, 1086 nucleotides long. RefSeq lists its product as uncharacterized. Bases 306 to 980 code for a protein of 224 amino acids. The transcript has a single exon. The record is from RefSeq and is a predicted model, not a curated record. NCBI's taxonomy places the organism in Eukaryota, Fungi, Ascomycota, Dothideomycetes, Pleosporales, Pleosporaceae.
GUCAGCCCGACACCAUUCAAGAUCGUCGGUGCAUUAAUGGUGUUGAGCGUUCGAACGAUACUAUACCUUAUCGAGUCGUCGAUAUAGUACCGCUACAUCAGCAGGCUGAGGGUAAGCAGCAUAUCUUACAGGGCUGGCAGGUACCCACCCCCUCGGGAUCUUGACUCAGAACACACCGAGCUCGCUAGGUGACACCCGAUAUCCGACAAUGACAGGGUCCCCUUGCGAAGGUGACGCCAUAAGAUGUAACUAUCACGACUAUACUGCCAGGACUUUUUCCACGAUACUCAAACGACCAAACAAGAAUGCAUCGCGUUGACUGUGGUUGUGCCUUUCUCGCUUUGCGAACGCUCGCGCGCGUUGAGGAAUACACCACAUCGUCGCAAGUGCCACUCGAAACCGCAUUUCAAGUUACAUCAGAGGCAGAACGACCCUGUCUCGCCGUACUGAGCUGCGAACGAUGUCGCCAGCAACGACUCCCGCUUACUGCUGUUACCAUCUUGUGCGCUCAUUUGGUCGACUGGCUGUGCCGAUUAUGGCACCUCCAUGAAGAGAACGCCACAGAAACAUCAACGGAGUCCAGUAACAGCACCACCACGACUACAAGUACACCUCCACCCAACACUAGCAACAUCGUCGAGAGCCCGCAUGCCAACCAGCCCUGGAAGUUUUCUCUCGGCAACUACGAUCUCGCUGCCGACGAAGCCGAUGCGCUCAGCAACGAACUGAUGACUUUGCGCCUGACAGGCUUCUCAGCCGUUUUAGGCUCUCUCGAAGCCGCCCUCGUCACAUCUGGAUCCUCAUCGUCUAACGCCUCUUCUCCCGAUAAAGGAACGAAUGGAACGCCCAACGGAAAAGCGGCUUUCGCGCCAGCUUGUCUUGACCUCGUUCGCGCAAACCUCAGUCUAGUGCGCGCAUGUAUCGGCCGUCUCAAAGCGCGCUCACUGCUGAGCAACGGUGCAGCUGGCAGUUUAUGUUAGUGGUGGUAACGGAACCUCUACCCCAAAUCAAGUGUGUUGGCCUACAGGAAGAACGCGUUCACAUGCACUCGGUGCAACGUCCAUCUUUGAGACAAGACAUCAAGGU